Molecule: messenger RNA, 450 nt
Organism: Oncorhynchus kisutch (coho salmon)
Lineage: Eukaryota; Metazoa; Chordata; Actinopteri; Salmoniformes; Salmonidae
Product: nucleoside diphosphate kinase-like
Exons: 5
Coding region: 1-450 (149 amino acids)
Source: RefSeq, a predicted model, not a curated record
AUGAUCCCUGGUUCCCAGCGUGAGUCAUUGUUAAACUGCAUGGUGCAGGGUCCCCAGCUGCUGGUCAAACUGUCCCUGUUCAAGCCUGGAGUGUGGAGCCAUGCUCUGGGGAGAAUCCUCAGCAAAGUCCAGCGGAGUGGCUUCACUGUGGUGGGCCUGCAUGUGCUGGUUCUGGACAAUACCACAGCUGUGUCACUGGCAUCUGCUGCAGAGAAUCAGGACCCCUCUGCUGUAGAAGCCCAUGUCCAGUACUUGAGCUCUGGGCCUUCCCUGGCUUUGUGCCUGCAGAGGGAGAAUGCUGUGAAGAGGCUACUGGACGUGCUGGGACCUGAGGACCUGCCCAGGCCCGCGCUCAGGACCAAUUCCUCUGGAGAGCCUGUUACAGCUCAGACCAUCUACACAGCGGCAUCUAUGGAUCGAGGAGCUAUCAGAGAGCUGUUCAGGAUGUGA